CCGCGCUUGAGGAGUAGGAUAUAUAUAUUUUAUAUGUAUAUUAUAAUCCAUAAAAGGAUGGAGGCAAAAGGCAACAUACUUAACAAACAACAAUUACAGUGUGUGUGUUUGUGCGUCUGUGUGUUUCCUACUUCGGAUCGCAGGCUGUCUUGACACGGAGAAAUACACUCACAGGGACACAAUAUAAGGAUGAUCCAACCAUUUUCGGCUGGGAGCUGAUGAAUGAACCACGAGCAAUGGGAGGAGGUGACACCGAUGUCGUCCAGGAAUGGGCAGAGGAGAUGGCUAGGUAUGUGAAGCAGGUGGACCCCUACCAUCUUCUGACAGUUGGGACAGAGGGAUUUUGGGCAAAACACAGCCGUCAUCAAGUUCACAUCAACCCAGGUGGAGCUAACAGCUGGGCGGCAAAAACGGGCACAGACUUCAUACAGAUCCACAGCAUUUCGGCGAUUGAUUUUGCAACAGCGCAUGCCUACAUUGAUGACUGAGUAAAGCUGUGUUCUUUCACAAGUCUUCAGCAGGCCUGUGAUGUGGAUGGCGAGAGCUUCAGCUUGAAUGUCCCAGUAGCAGGAUGCGUCUGUUGCUUCUCUGAGGAGUCGAUUCAUUGUUGCUACCCAUUCAUUGAGGGAAGGGCAAGGUGUGGAGGGGUUGAGCUGCGAGGGCAGCGGGAAGUCGGAGGGCAAGCGAGGAUGGUAGCCAAGGCCGAGGUGGAACGGGGACAUGCUAGUGGAAGGGCAGAGGGCGUUGUUAUAGGCGAUCUCGGUGGUUGUGAGCACCUGGUCCUAGUCAUGUUGGUGUGGGUGACAAUACUUCCGCAGGAUUCUUUGGAGAGUAUCGUUCAUCCUCUUGGUUUGUCCAUCGGUCUGGGGGCUCAAAAUCGAUGGUAUGGGAUACGCCACGAUCCGGAGGUGACAAAGGAUGGAUUUGGAAGGAGGGUGGAGGAGCACGAAGCAGUGGGGGGCGUCUCAAGUGAUGAAGGUUGCGAUGCCUCGGGGUCAUCCGAUGGAAAGGGUUUCACCAGGGAGGGGGGAGGCAGACAGAUUGUCGAUGCCAAAUGGAUUGUCGGAAGGACGGGGGAUGUCGCCGGCGGGUUGGCCGGCAAACGAGUUGUCGAUGCCGGGACGAGCGGAGGCUUGUCCGGAGGACGGGGUGGGUUGGGUUGUGGAGGAGGGGGGUGUGGUCGUGGUGACGACCGUGAUGGCGGGGAAGUUUCCCUCGAGCGUGGUGACACGAUCGGAGAUGGCGGCCACGGUGGUGUUGAUGGUGGCGAGGGAGGAUUUACGAGCGGUCAACGUUUGGAGGAUAGUUGCGAGUUUCGUGGUGGUGGUGGUCGAAGUUGGCUGAUCGCCUGCGGGUUCACGGGCAAUGCUGUUGACGGAGUCGGAACGAAGAUCAGGCAUGUUGAUGGAAGAUUGGGCCGUGGCUGGAGCGGAAGUGGAGGCGGUAGCAGCGAAUGUGAUAGCGGCAGCGGUGGCGGCAGCAACGGCAGCGGCGUCGGCGAGGCGCAUUGGGAGGUCUUGGUUUGGCGUGGUGGCAUGUGGAGAUGGGGGGGACAGUUCCUAUUUACAAGAAUAGAGCGUCAUCAAGUGAUUUAGCAAUGAAGGUAACUGAGAAUC
Molecule: messenger RNA, 1616 nt
Organism: Chara braunii
Lineage: Eukaryota; Viridiplantae; Streptophyta; Charophyceae; Charales; Characeae
Source: the annotation of a GenBank genome assembly